This is a messenger RNA of Lathyrus oleraceus (garden pea), 1152 nucleotides long. RefSeq names its product transcription factor MYB54. Gene Ontology annotation, molecular function: RNA polymerase II cis-regulatory region sequence-specific DNA binding; DNA-binding transcription factor activity, RNA polymerase II-specific. Gene Ontology annotation, cellular component: nucleus. The record is from RefSeq and is a predicted model, not a curated record. The coding region runs from base 195 to 1058 and encodes 287 amino acids. Gene Ontology annotation, biological process: regulation of DNA-templated transcription. Lineage: Eukaryota; Viridiplantae; Streptophyta; Magnoliopsida; Fabales; Fabaceae. The transcript is spliced from 2 exons.
ACAACAAAAACGACUUGCCAUCCACAACCCUAAACCAACCCCUCUCUCUCCCUUCACUUUCUUAUUAUAUAUAUCUUCCUCCUCACUUUUCUCUCCUCUCUUCAUCUUCAAGACUUUUCUUACACCAAAACCAAUAUCUAUAUCAUCAUCAUCAUCAACCUCUGCAACUAGUUAUCUACCUUAAUAAUCCAAUCAUGGAUGAUUCUUCUUCAGCUGCUGAAGACACCAAAAGUUGUCCCCGCGGUCACUGGCGACCCGCUGAAGACGAAAAGCUUCGCCAACUUGUUGAACAAUAUGGUGCACAAAAUUGGAAUUCUAUUGCAGAAAAACUCCAAGGAAGAUCAGGGAAAAGUUGUAGGUUAAGGUGGUUCAAUCAGUUAGAUCCAAGAAUUAACAGAAGACCUUUUACAGAAGAGGAAGAAGAGAGACUACUCGCGGCGCAUCGGAUUCACGGAAACAAAUGGGCACUAAUAGCAAGACUUUUUCCAGGUAGAACUGAUAAUGCUGUGAAGAAUCAUUGGCAUGUUAUUAUGGCAAGAAAACAAAGGGAACAAUCUAAGUUAUGCGGUAAAAGAACCUUUCAAGAAGUUUUUAACAACUCCUCAAUUCUUAAUUUUCCUUAUACAACAAGAAAUAUUGGAUAUGAGAAUGGAAAAUUCUUUGAUAAUAGUACUUCUUCAAAUUCUCUUGCUUCUUGGAAUUUCGCUUCUGCUACUACUGAUACUACUUCUAUUGUAUUGGAUAAUUCCAUUACGAAAAAAGGUUCAAAUAUUUAUAAGGGCUCGGAUAGAUCAUUUGUCUACAGAAUUUGUCCAAAUCUUCCAAGCUACAAGAGAGUUGUUUCAAAUCCUUUUAGUUUUUUGAGUUCCGAUGGCGACGGAAGGGUUAGAAAUUCGGAUAAUUUGGUGAGUAGUUUAUGCGAUAAAUCGUCGAAGUUAAUCACAAACUUAAACUCUUCCAAAGAGAAAGAGUUGCAAGAAGAUCAUCAUCGUGAAGCUGAACAGCAUAAAGAAGUUCCUUUCAUUGAUUUUCUUGGUGUUGGUGUUUCUUCAUCAUAAUAUAUAUAAUUAUUCUCUCAUGAAGUAUUUAAAUAUAUUUAACUUCAUGUAAUAUUUCAUAUCUAUAUAGUUUUUUUUAGUUUUAGAGUUUUCA